AUGGCUCAGAUGCAGGAUGAGCAGGGAGGGGGCGCGCCCUUGACGGCGGAAGGCAAGUCGGAGGCGGAGGUUAAGCUCAUUCUGUAUCACUGGACACAUUCCUUCAGCUCCCAAAAGGUGCGCUUGGUAAUUGCUGAAAAGGCACUGAAGUGCGAGGAACAUGAUGUAAGUCUGCCCCUGAGUGAGCACAAUGAGCCUUGGUUUAUGCGUUUGAACUCAACUGGAGAAGUGCCCGUCCUUAUCCACGGGGAAAGCAUUAUUUGUGAGGCCACUCAGAUCAUUGAUUAUCUUGAACAGACUUUCCUGGAUGAAAAAACGCCCAGGUUAAUGCCUGACAAAGGAAGCAUGUAUUACCCACGGGUCCAACACUAUCGGGAACUGCUCGACUCCUUGCCAAUGGAUGCUUAUACGCAUGGCUGCAUUUUGCACCCGGAGCUGACCGUGGACUCCAUGAUCCCAGCUUAUGCAACAACAAGGAUUCGCAGCCAAAUUGGUAACACAGAGUCCGAACUGAAGAAACUCGCUGAAGAAAACCCAGAUUUGCAAGAGGCCUACAUCGCAAAGCAGAAGCGACUGAAAUCAAAGCUGCUGGACCAUGACAAUGUCAAAUAUUUGAAGAAAAUUCUGGAUGAGUUGGAGAAAGUCUUGGAUCAGGUUGAAACGGAGUUGCAAAGAAGAAACGAAGAAACCCCAGCUUACAUCCAGUCUACCAAUGUAAUAAUACCUCAUCUGGUGCCAAAGAUAACAGAGGACUUGGCAGAACUGGCUGCCUACACAGCGUAUCAACAACAGAGCUGA
Molecule: messenger RNA, 798 nt
Organism: Pipistrellus nathusii (Nathusius's pipistrelle)
Lineage: Eukaryota; Metazoa; Chordata; Mammalia; Chiroptera; Vespertilionidae
Source: the annotation of a GenBank genome assembly